GGGAGACGCGGCUCAUCGGGCACACGUCCUGCCCCCCGGAGCCCCGCGGGCACAGUGUUGUCCUUGCCGGGGUCACCGUCACGCGAGGGAGCGUGAGCUGGAAUUUCGGUGGACGCGUCCUCAGCCCAAGGCGCAGGUCCCAGCAGCCAUACCCACCGCCACGCCUGUCGCCCCAGCAUCCCAGCCAUGGCGGGAAGCUCUAACGUGCCCCACAAGAUGUCGCUGCCCGAGGGCAUCCGGGUGGGCACCGUGAUGAGGAUUCGCGGCGUCGUCCCGGAAAAGGCCGGCAGGUUCUAUGUGAACCUGCUGUGCGGCGAGGGGCCGGGCGGGGAGGCUGCCCUCCAUUUCAACCCGCGGCUGGACGAGUCCACGGUGGUCUUCAACAGCCUGGAGCAGGGCACCUGGGGCCGGGAGGAGCGCGGCUCAGGCAUUCCCUUCCAGCAUGGGCAGCCCUUCGACGUGCUCCUCAUCGCCACCGAAGAAGGGUUCAAGGUGAGUCCCUGCCACCCACAGGCGCGGGCGCCCAGACCCCCGCCCCGCCUGCAGUCCAGGCAAGCCAGGAAGGCUCUUGGUGGAGGUGGGGAGCAAAGGCCCGGCCAAGGCGGGGCCCACGUUCGGUCCGUCCCUCUUCUUCUUCCCCUGGCGCAACCCCACGUGUGCCCGAAGGCAGGGGUGUGGCCGUGGCAGGGGCCGGGCGGCAAGAGCCCAGCGCCCAGAGGGUGGGUGGCCCCUAGCGGGAAGCGGGGCCCUGGUGUCCCGGAGCAGGGGCCAGGAUGGCUGGGCGACUGGGCCCGGACGCGCGUGUCCGCGGGGAGUGGUCGCUGCACAGCGUCCAGCACCCAGGCCCUUCCCCACGUUCAGGGCGAGCGGCCGGAGGGAGGCCGUGGACGCCGCCGGCGGGGCCGUAACAGCCACCGCCUUCAGCGCGCGUCCGCGCCAGACAGGUGGCCCAGGCGGUGGUCGGCGACUCGGAGUACCACCACUUCCGCUACCGGAUCCCGCCGGCGCGCGUGCGCCUCCUGGAGGUGGGCGGGGACCUGCAGCUGCAGUCGGUGAAGAUCUUCUGAGCCUCCGG
This is a messenger RNA of Prionailurus viverrinus (fishing cat), 1075 nucleotides long. RefSeq names its product galectin 7B (gene LGALS7B). The transcript has 5 exons. NCBI's taxonomy places the organism in Eukaryota, Metazoa, Chordata, Mammalia, Carnivora, Felidae. Bases 187 to 1056 code for a protein of 289 amino acids. The record is from RefSeq and is a predicted model, not a curated record. Gene Ontology annotation, molecular function: carbohydrate binding.